GUCAUGAUUUCUUUGGAAGCUGAUUGGUGCGGUGUUUCGCGUAGCUUGUACCCUCAACAAAGAUGGUGGAUUCGCCUACGUAGGCGGCUAUGUGUGAAGUUCUCUGAGAAGCUGUGCAUGGGGGACGUUGGCAAGGCGGCGUGAGCGGCCCGGCAUGUCCGUUUUCCAUGAUGAAGUGGAGAUUGAGGACUUCGAGUACGAUGAGGAGAGCGAGACCUACAGUUACCCGUGUCCGUGUGGAGACCGCUUCCUCAUCACGCGGGAAGAUCUGGAGAAUGGUGAAGAUGUGGCCACCUGCCCUAGUUGUUCACUCAUAGUGAAAGUAAUCUAUGACAAGGAACAGUUUAUGUGUGGUGAAGAAGUCUCGGCACCUCCCACAAACAAGGAGUUGGUUAAGUGCUGAUGGUCAUCUGGUCAACUGUGCUAUCCAUGAAAGAUGGGGAAGCAGAAUCUAAGCAGAUGCACAAUUGUCUCUCAUCAGCUGCCUCUGUAGUAGGAGAGAAAGAACUGAUUUCAAAACAUUGGGUGCAUUUUGGUGCCUUUAGAGAUGAUUAAUAUAUUUAACUAAUUUUUUUGACAUGCAGUGGAGACAUGGAAAAAUUCAGAGUUGCUGAAAUUGUCCAAAAUAUUUAUUUUAAGCCUAGUGAAGAUUUGCAAACAAUCAACAGAUUGCAGACCCUGGAUCCUUCCUGUCGGUGUUCAGAAUGAGGUACUGAAGCGCAAGAAUGCUGGGUUCCAUGCUGCAUGAGUCAUCUUGCAAAUGAUGGUGACAUGGUCUGUGUCAUAUGCCCAAUUAGUAGGACUCAAGCUUGUACCAAUUUUGUUAUUGGUCUUUUGUUUUAUACAAAGUUUCUUCACAUCAAUUACAUAGUUGUAUUUGGACAAAUUUGUUGGCUAACUAACACUGCCAUCCAUCUUGGUGGGUAAGCAAAGGUAGUAAGUGCUUGGGUGUUUCCAAAUAGCAUGGAGCCUGAUCUUAAGCAUAGUUACAUGCACCUCAGUCAGUUGACUUCAGGUUUACAGCUGGCUUUGCAGUUUCAGGAUGCAAUUCUGCUAAAGCUUCUCAAGAAGAAUAUUUGUAGAGGUAUUAACCAUUUCCAUUAAUCACUUCAUUUGAGAGAGAAUUUGUAUGGAAGUGUACAACUUUUUGUUUUUUCUUGGACUACUUCCUGUAACCUUCCCCCAAACUUGUAAAAUUAUGAGAUGUUGUCUGAGUACAAUUUAAACAUUGUUCAGCAUUUCAGUUAAUUUUUUUUCUUUAAUUUGGAUUUUAAAGUAUGAACCAGCAUGAGCUGGUACAUCAUCUGUCUUCACUGCUGUAACCCAUUACUGGAGUUGGAGUAUUUAAAACCAGGCCAGGUGUUUAACUUCUGAUUGCAUAUGGCAGAGCCCUUUUUGUAAACCUUCAAGAUCAACGUUUUGACAAACAGCUUUUGUUACUUCAAUAUGUUACCGCGGUUGCUUUUGGUGACCUAUAGGUGGCACUAAAACACUGUUAAUAACAAAGUUUAAAGAACCUGGUUUAAAACGAUUAGAAAUGUUUAAUUUAUAUUUUAAAUAAAGCUUAAUAGGUUUUUUCAA
This is a messenger RNA of Heteronotia binoei (common prickly gecko), 1581 nucleotides long. RefSeq names its product diphthamide biosynthesis 3 (gene DPH3). Gene Ontology annotation, biological process: protein histidyl modification to diphthamide. The record is from RefSeq and is a predicted model, not a curated record. Lineage: Eukaryota; Metazoa; Chordata; Lepidosauria; Squamata; Gekkonidae. Gene Ontology annotation, molecular function: metal ion binding. Bases 155 to 403 code for a protein of 82 amino acids. The transcript has 3 exons.